Molecule: messenger RNA, 1995 nt
Organism: Fusarium mangiferae
Lineage: Eukaryota; Fungi; Ascomycota; Sordariomycetes; Hypocreales; Nectriaceae
Product: putative arginyl-tRNA synthetase, cytosolic
Exons: 4
Coding region: 1-1995 (664 amino acids)
Biological process (GO): mitochondrial translation; arginyl-tRNA aminoacylation
Cellular component (GO): cytoplasm; mitochondrion
Molecular function (GO): ATP binding; arginine-tRNA ligase activity
Source: RefSeq, a predicted model, not a curated record
AUGGCGACAGACGCCAACGCUCUCGCCGACCAGCUCCAGCAGCUUGGUCUCGACAACAUCGAAACUUCUUUCCCUGGAUGUCACCCUGAUACCAACCCAGUCGAUAUCUACCGUUCACACAUCACAAGCCUUUUGGCGCCUAUUACUGGUGUUGAUCCUAAGAUUAUCUACCCCGCCAUCCAGUGGACUCAGACUCUCGACAAGGGAGAUGCUAUUCUUGCUGUUCCUGCCCUCCGAGUGAAGGGCAAGAAGCCUCAAGAGCUUGCUGAGGAAUGGGUUGCUCAGUUCCCCGAGUCUCCUCUUAUUGAGAAGCCUACCGCUGCUGGUCCCUUUAUCUCCUUCUUCUUCAAGCCCAAUAAGCUUAUCAGCAUGCUCCUCCCUACGAUUCGAAAGCGCGCCGACAACUAUGGCAAGAACCCUUACAACGGCCUCCGAGACCCCAGCGACCCCAACUCUGGCAGGAAGCGAAUGAUUGUCGAGUUCUCCUCGCCCAACAUUGCCAAGCCUUUCCACGCUGGCCAUCUCCGAAGUACCAUCAUUGGUGGUUUCCUCGCUUCUUUGUACGAGAGUGCUGGAUGGGAGGUAACCCGAAUGAACUACCUCGGUGACUGGGGUAAGCAGUAUGGUCUGUUGGCUUUGGCCUGGGAGAAGUGGGGUGAUGAGGAAGCCCUCAAGGCCGAUCCUAUUAACCACCUCUUCAACCUCUACGUCCGAAUUAACCAGGAUAUGUCCGCCGAGAAGGAGGAGAUUGCGGCCAAGAAGGCUGCUGGUGAGGACAUCACUGCGCUUGAGGAGAAGUCCCUGGACGAGCAAGCCCGAAAGUACUUCCGACGAAUGACAGACGGCGACAAGGAGGCCGUCGACCUCUGGCGACGAUUCCGAGAUCUCAGCAUUACUCGAUACAAGAAGACCUAUGCCCGACUCAACAUUGAGUACGACGAAUACUCAGGAGAGUCUCAGGUCCCCGAGGAGGACAUGGAAAAAGCCGCCAAGGUCCUCUCUGAGAAGGGCCUGACCGAGGACGCUAAUGGUGCUAUCCUCAUUGACUUCUCCAAGCACGUCCCUGGCAAGCCUGGCAAGAGUCUGGAGAAGGUCAUUCUCCGAAAGAAGGAUGGCACUGCUCUGUACCUCACCCGAGAUAUCAGCGAGCUUCUCAACCGACAAGAAAAGUACAACUUUGACCACAUGAUCUACGUUGUCGCUUCUCAACAGGAUCUCCACUUGAAGCAACUCUUCAAGACCAUUGAGCUUAUGGGCCACGAGGAUAUUGCUAAGAAGUGUCAGCACAUCAACUUCGGUAUGGUUCUUGGUAUGAGCACCCGAAAGGGUACUGUCAAGUUCCUUGACGAUAUUCUCCGUGAUGUCGCCGACAAGAUGCAUGAGGUCAUGAAGAAGAACGAAACCAAGUACUCCCAGGUCGAGAACCCCGAGGCUGUUGCCGAUAUCCUUGGUAUCAGCAGUGUCAUGGUCCAAGACAUGUCUGGAAAGCGAAUCAACAACUACAAGUUCGACAUGGACGUCAUGACCUCUUUCGAGGGUGACACUGGCCCUUACCUCCAGUAUGCUCAUGCUCGUCUGUGCUCUAUCCGCCGACGAGUUGGCCUUUCCGACGAUGAGCUGGCCACUGCCAACUACGAUCUUCUAACCGAGAAGCACGCUACCGACCUCGUCCGACUUCUUAGCCAGUGGCCCGACGUUGUCCAGAACACUCUCAAGACCCUUGAGCCCACCACCAUCUUGACAUACUUGUUCAAGAUGACACACGUUCUCAGCUCCAGCUACGAUCACCUCCGAAUUGUCGGCAGCGAGGCUGAGCUUCAGAAGGCUCGUAUGGCUCUGUACGAUGCUGCCCGAAUUGUCCUCCACAAUGGCAUGAGUCUGCUUGGUCUUACACCUGUUGAACGCUACGAGUUUGAACGAGAAUUUGUAAAAGAAAUGGGACAUGGAAUUAAAGAGGGGCAUGGAAUGAUGGGCGUCGAGUCUUAUCUCGACUAA